AUGCUGGCCCAAGAUCUUCCCAAAUCGAUGAAAGCCGCUCAAGGUAAAAACUAUGGAGACAUUGAUGAGAUGCUGUCGGUCCAAGAAGGCGUUGCUGUACCGAAACUGGACGAUGAAUACAACCCCGUGGGGAAAAUCCAUCCCUUGAUCAAGUACGCGACCAGGCAAGAUCGCAAGACACACAUGAUUAUCAAGACGUUGGCAGUUGCCUUGGCUCCUGGUGAUUGCCGUGUUCUGUCGGGAAAAACCAAGACGUUUCAAGGCCCACCUUCCUUUCCGUACAUUCCAGGCGGCGAUGUGGCAGGAAUUGUCGUCGAAACAGCUCCCGAUGAAACUUAUUUCCAAAAAGGAGAUGUUGUGGCAGCCCGAUUCACAGUGGCACCUCGAGACGCCAUGGCGGAAUAUGCCCGGGUCAGUACUUCGGUUUGUGAAAAGGUGUCCGACACCAAGAAAAUUUCUCCCGCGGCGGCUGCCGCCUUGGCCAGCGCUUCACCGGCUGUCUGUGUCAGUGAUCAUAUCCGACCUAAUGAACGUGUUCUCAUCUUGGGUGCUGGGGGUGGAGUGGGAAGUCAUCUCUGCCAAUUGGCCCGUUACAAGGGAGCUUCCUAUGUUUGUGGUGUCUCACGGGACACGAAGCGCCUACUGGAAGCUCCUCUGAGUUGCGAUGAUGCCAUUGACUACACCAAAGAAAACAUUCUGGACUCUCCCACGUAUCAAAAGGAACCCUUUGAUACCAUUAUUGAUUUGGCUGCCGGAGGCACCUGGCUCCACUUGCUCGAAGGAGCUCGUCAGAACCGUCCCAGCAUUGUCAAACCGGCCAGUCAGGGAGGACGCUAUAUUACGAUUACCCCCGAUGCUCCUACAUUUGAAGGACGCUCUCUGUUUGCAUUGUUGUGGAUGUUCCUCUUCAAGCCCACAGGGCGGUGGCUGUGGAGUCGCUUGUUCAGCCGGAGAAAGAUGCCCACCUUUACCAGUGCCAUGGCCCUGCCGGACACCCGUGAGAUCAUGACUCGCACUCUCAAGUUGGCGGAGGAGGGCAAGCUCCAGGCCGUGAUUGACGGGCCGUAUCCUCUGACAACCGAAGGAGUUUGCAAGGCUUUUCGUACGUUGGAAAGUCGGCAUCCCAAAGGCAAAGUGGUGGUUCAAGUUGCCGACUUGGAAGAUUGA
Molecule: messenger RNA, 1167 nt
Organism: Seminavis robusta
Lineage: Eukaryota; Bacillariophyta; Bacillariophyceae; Naviculales; Naviculaceae
Source: the annotation of a GenBank genome assembly